UUUCAACAAGAUUUUUUCCAUAUUCAGGGCUCGAACUCGAGAUCUCUGGUUAAGGGGGAAAUAGUUCCACCACUACACCACAACCAUAACCCAUGUUGGUGAUGCAUUGUUAAUUAUAUACUUCUCAAGUAAUUUGAUGAAUAGUCUAGUCAGCCGUGAAGUUUGUGAAUUUGUGGACUCCGAGCCUGGUACCAGCAGUCAUGUAUAUUACAAGAAAUUAGAGAUGUUUUCGACUAUAAGUACUGAUUUUACUUCGUUCCAUGGAGUCCAAUCGUGCAAAAGAAAGGAAACUGGAAGAUGAGACGAGAAAUCUGAUAGCUCGUCUGCCAAAUGAAAUAGCACUUGACAUAGUUUCAAGGCUUCCUAUUUCGUCUCUCAUUCAGUUCAGGUUUGUAUGCCAAACCUGGAACAUGUUGACCCGUGAUUCCCGCCUUGUUGAUAUGCAUCUGUCUCGUGCAUCAAAGAUUAACCCAUGCCUCAUCUUUAAGACUUACCAUCCUCAAAAAGAGCAGCUUUUCUUUGUUGAACUGUCUGAUCGUCAUGAUGAUGAACACACAUUGAGAGAGAUUCAGAUUCCCUUUUCGACAUCCAUGGGCAAAUUUCGAAUAGUAGACUCAUGUAACGGUCUGCUAUGUCUAUCUGGUGUCUAUGACCACGAAGAAGCAUACAUAUACAAUCCUUUCAACCGAGAACACAAAAAGCUGCCAAACUGUAAUGAGCUUGAUGUGAAUGAAGUGGUUUAUGGUUUUGGAUUUCAUCCUGUUACUAAUGAGUACAAGGUGAUCAAAAUAGGCUACUAUCCUCAUGUCUAUUAUGUACCUUGGUGUUUUCACAAGUCUGUAAAAUAUGAUUAUCCACUCUCAGAGGUUCACUUGUUCAAUCUGAAAAGCAAUACUUGGAGAAAUUUAGAGGAAUUACCUUACAAGCUUCAUCAUUCUCCCGGGGUUUUAGUCGAUGGAAGGCUCCACUGGGUGACUAGAUUUCACUGGCACCUUGAUCGCCUUAUCGUUGCCUUUGACCUAUCUAAUGAUACAUUUCAAGAGGUUCCAAGGCCUGACUUCACUAUCAACUUAUUUCAUCGUAGAUAUCAUCUGGCUUCCCUAAGAGGGUGCCUAUCAGCAUGUAUAUUAACCUCUAAUGGAGAGAACUUGGAAAUUUGGAUCAUGGAAGAAUAUAACAAGAAAGAAUCUUGGAUGCACAAGUUCAACAUUGGAGAUUCUUCAAUUGUGAGUCGAGAUUUGCCCGAGUCAUGUGACAUUUGGAGGACUAAUUUGCAAAUGGGAACUGUUACAGUAAUGUGUCUCCUCAAUAAUGGUGAUAUCUUGCUAGAUUGUCAAGGUGGGAUUUUAAUUGCCUAUAGCACAGACAAGAAAAUGUUAAAGAGCCUAAGCCUUUGUGGUAUGCCCAAGUCCUGUAAAACAAUUGCUCAUGUAGGAAGCCUUAAUUGGAUAUCUCACUUUGCUUGAAGUGGGAUAUGAUUUGUGUUCUUGUUAUAUCCAUUGUUCAGUCUCUGAAAGAAUACAUACCUUAUCUUCCUUUGUGACAGUCCCUAGGAGAAUCAGCCUUACUACUUAGAACUUGUCAAUUAUAAUCACAAGAAAAACUUGUAUGGAACCUUAGCUUAAUUUUCUUAACAAGAAAGCAAUUCUCGUCUUUGUUUUUCCAAUGUUAAGCAAAUCAAAAAGUGCAGGCCACAUCAUGACAGAUUCCCACGCCUUAACCUGUUUAAUGAGGAAUAUUCUGAUGCAAGUUGUAAUUUAUGCACUCACUGUGCAGCUAACCAUUGAUGGAGACAUGAAAACUAGAAUACUAAUUUUCCAGGCGGACAAAAAUAACAUUGUUGGUUGCAAUCUCCUUGUCUAUUUGUGAUUAUUGAUGGUUGUAUGCAAGUCUUUUCCCCUGCAGAAGCGCUCUUCAUCUCUGAGUUCCUUACUUUUAGUACAAAAAUAUCUCUAGUUCUUAGGUAUUGAGAGGCCACCUUACAAAGUUUUCUUGUUCCUUGUGAGUUAUAAUCUUACUCUGUUACAUGGACUCCGAUCAUGAAAGAGAAAGGAAGCCGGCAGAUGAGAGCAGGAACCUGAUAGAUAGUCUACACUUGACAUAGUUUCAAGGCUUCCUGUUUCAUAUCUCAUUUAGUUCAGCUUUGUAUGCCAAACCUGACAUAUGUUAACACACGAUCCACGCCCUAUCAAUCUGCACCUGUCUCGUGCAUCAAAGAUCAAUCCAUGCAUCAUCAAGACUUAUCAUCCUCAAAAAGAGCAGCUUUUCUUUGUUGAACUAUUUGAUUGUCAUGAUGAUGAACAUACAUUGAGAGAGAUUCAUAUUCCCUUUUCAACAUCCAUGGCUAAAUUUUGAGUCGUAGGCUCAUUUAACAGCCUGCUAUGUCUAUCUGGUGUCUAUGACCAUGAAGCAGCAUACAUAUACAAUCCUUUCAACAGAGAACACAAAAAGUUGCCAAAUUGUAAUGAGCUUGAUGUGAAUGAAGUGGUUUAUGGUUUUGGAUUUCAUCCUGUUACUAAUGAGUACAAGGUGAUCAAAAUAGGCUACUAUCCCCAUGUCUAUUAUGCAACUUGGUCUCCCGGAAAUAUAAACAAGCAUGAUCUUCCAUCUUGGAGAAAUUUAGGGGAAUUACCUUACAACUUCAUUAUUCACCUGGGGUUUUAGUCAGUGGAAGGCUCCUUGUUCGCCUUAUCGUUGCUUUUGACCUGUCUGAUCAUACAUUUCAAGAGAUUCCAAGGCCUGAUUUCAAUGUCAAGUCGAAAAAUGGCAUUUAGAGAAGGAAGAAGACAUUAAAGAGAAGCCUUUAAUAAAAGAGCUCUCCAAAAUCUUGGGUGCCAAGUCGUCGAACUAAUACCGAUGCAGUUUAUUGCAGAUAGGUAUGAAUUCAUCAAAAGAUUUUCUAUGUAUCCUGCACUAUUAGAUUUUCUGUGUAAAUGUAACUUUUUGUCAAGUUCAUCUUUUAACUGACCUUUAUUCAAUAAAGACAGCACUUUCUCAUGUUG
This is a messenger RNA of Solanum dulcamara, 3002 nucleotides long. RefSeq names its product F-box protein At3g07870-like. Gene Ontology annotation, molecular function: protein binding. The transcript is spliced from 2 exons. Bases 261 to 1466 code for a protein of 401 amino acids. The record is from RefSeq and is a predicted model, not a curated record. NCBI's taxonomy places the organism in Eukaryota, Viridiplantae, Streptophyta, Magnoliopsida, Solanales, Solanaceae.